GCGCUGGAAGAUGGCUGCGGUGGAGCGGACCCCGGUCAGGGAAGGGAUCCGGAUAGUUUCACUGUGCGUGUGCUGGUACACGGUCAGCUCGGGGGGCAACAUCGUCAACAAAAUCAUCCUGAAUGGAUUCCCGUACCCGGUCACGGUCUCUCUGUUCCAUAUCAUCUCCAUCGUCGUCUUCCUCCCGCCGCUGCUGCGGGCUUGGGGAGUCCCCAAAACAGAACUGCCGAGCAGGUACUACCGCUGGUACAUCCUGCCGCUAGCUUUCGGGAAAUACUUCGCCUCCGUGUCGGCUCACUUCAGCAUAUGGAAAGUGCCUGUUUCGUACGCGCACACCGUCAAAGCCACGAUGCCAAUAUGGGUUGUGCUGCUAUCAAGAAUCAUCAUGAGGGAGAAGCAAACCACAAAGGUCUACGUAUCGCUCAUCCCCAUCAUCGGCGGAGUGCUGCUGGCCACGGUGACUGAGCUGUCCUUUGAUGUUUCGGGACUAAUCAGCGCUCUGGCCGCCACUCUCUGCUUCUCUCUGCAGAACAUUUUCUCCAAAAAGGUGUUGCGAGACACAAGAGUUCAUCACCUGAGGCUGCUCAACAUCCUCGGCUUUAACGCUGUGAUCUUCAUGCUGCCCACUUGGGUUCUCGUCGACCUCUCAGUGUUUCUUGUGAACGGAGACCUGUCGGACGUCUCAGGAUGGUCCGGCACCUUCGUCCUCCUGCUCAUCAGCGGCUUCUGCAAUUUUGCCCAGAACGUCAUCGCCUUCAGCGUGCUCAACCUCGUCAGCCCUCUCAGCUACGCCGUGGCCAACGCCACCAAGAGGAUCAUGGUCAUCAGCAUCUCGCUGUUAAUGCUGCGCAACCCGGUCACCCUCACUAACGUCAUGGGUAUGAUGACGGCCAUUGUUGGAGUCUUCCUCUACAACAAGGCCAAGUAUGAUGCAAACAAGGAGAAGAAGCUGUUGCCGAGCGCCAAGCAGGACCUGAUGUCCUUUGACAACCCGGCGCUGGAGAAGCUCCAGAGCAACGGGUCAGUGCCUUUCUCUCACGGCUCAGAGCAGCAGCAGCACAGCUGGAACAACGUGCUGACCGACCACUUCCAGUACAGCCGGCAGGCCUACACGACGAACUACAGCAGCAACCACCAGUACGUUGUGUAAAGGAGGAGUGUGUCCUCGUCCUGGGUAGCUGUCAUAGACAUUACUGUGUGUAGCCGCCCUCCCAGCAGCGGGUCUUCACCGCCUGCUCCAAACUCGAGACUGAAGGCAAGUGCUGUUUGUUCUGGAUAGUAAGAAUGAGAUGUGUCGGUCAUAGAGGGCCAGAGAUGUGACCUCUCCCAUGCCACUCCCUGUCUAAACUUCAUUUUCAGACAGCUUUGCUGUAGGUCAUCGCUUAUUUAUUACUUCGGUACCGACUGUACGGGAUGGUGUGAGAGAAAACAAAACUUUAAUCAGCCAUUUUCAGACAUGUUGGUGACGGUUGAAGCCAUGAUGUUCAGACACGUAGAUGUGCCACAGCAGCAGGAAGACGUUGUGGCAGGUAGUUGAAAAAUGAUCUAUUUUUUGUGACUGUCUGGAAAUGUUAAGAGUUUUGUUUUCACAACCAGCCAUAUUUAGUUUUGGGUUGUUUUGUUCACUUUGAAAAGAAAGCAUGUCAUCUGUAGCCAUUUACUGUGAACGGUAACUUGCACCGAGUCAGGAGACGUCGUGUUGCCUCGUGUAACAAGCUGAGUGAAACAGAAGGUCUUUAUAUUUUUGGUUUGGGGCAUUUCAUGUUUACGAUGGUCAUUUUUCUUCAUGGGACACUUCUAUUGUGAGGACGAACAAACUGCUCAGACUGUUCUGAGUGAAAACAUCUUGAGGUCGAUGGCACUUGUUGGGAAAGUUGUGGUUUUGUAGAUUUGAUCAGAGAUGUUUUUAGCUGUGCUGGCACCAUGAUUCUACAGACGUCACUGUUUUGGACCAGACUGAAACAUCUCAAUGGAUGGAUUGCCUGAAAAUCUGGUGCACACAUUCUUGUCUCUGACUUUUCAUCAAGUGCCAUCAUCGUGUCAAAAUUUUCAUUCAUCCAAUGCUUUGGUUUGCGACUACCUAUGAAACACCUUCAGCUGUUCUUCCUUAAGUGCUAAUUAGCAAAAGCUAGCAUGCUAACAUGAUACGCUAACAUGGGGAAUAUGGUAAUCGUACCAGACAACCCUCAGCAUGUUGGCACCGUCAUUGUGGAACACACUAGCAUGCUAACAUUAGCACUUAGCUCAAAGUACUGCUACCGAAGUGGAUCCUCACAGAAGCGCUUGCAUGGCUGUAGGCUGUAGACUCAAGAUGCCGCUGUAGAUAUGAAUUAGACUGCUGUAGCUCGAUUUCUGCACUCACUUUACAAGGUAGUUCAAAAAAAUGCAAGUUCCCAAUGAAGAAAAAUGCCCAAAUCUGUUCACUUUGUCUGCAACAAGCUGAGGCUCAUAAACGUUUUGCACACGCAGAUCAGUAAAGUUAAAGUCAGCAAGUGUUCCUAACUGCCAUUGAUAGAAAAAAAAAAACCCACACAAAGCGUCCAAGAGCGAGACCGGCUCUGUUAUCCGGAGAGGUCAAUGACCUCUUAAAAAUCUGCCCUUUUCACCAAUGAAACCGAAAAGUUUCAACUUGAGGUCUAAAUGUAAAAAGUUAGCAUAAAGUUAGAAUCACCAAAACAAAGCAUCCUGACGAUACUGUAGAGAUGCCCUUUGUUUCACCUUGUUUAGCCAGUCUAACCAUGUAAGAUGCAAUAGAGAUGUUACGUUUACUUAUUUUGUCAUCAUAGUUUGGAGGUAAUGAGUUGAUUUAAAAUAAUGCAUAGAUUUGUUUUUUUUUAAUUGAUUGUCGGUAUUUAUUGAUCUGUGAAGCUUCUCAGGCAGAGUGAGGUCUUCUCUCCUGUCAGGUGACUUUUUUUUUUCCCGCCUGAACCAAAGCUGCUGUGUCAUGUUUCUGUUUUAUUUUAUUUUAUUUUAAAACAGAGGCUUGCGUCAAGUUUGCACAUCAUGAAACACCUUUAAAUGCAGAUUGUGACCGUCUGGCCAACCGGCGUUGUUGGUGCCGGAGAGUCACCGGACGGACUUGAUUUGAGAAUGAGACGUGCAUGAAAUCCCAGGUUUGGUUUGUGCAAUUAAAGAUUCAACUUUAAUUUCAGGUGGACUUCAUUAUCAUCAUUAUUGAUUGCAAUGUCUGCAGAAUUGAUAAUCAAUCAUCAUUUGUAUUUUUAAAAAUGGUUUUUACUGCUCGAGGAACUAUUUAACGUAGGAAACAUCGGCCGCUCGUGUUUCUCCUUUGCGGGAUAGCUUGCGCUGACUGAUGCACUCAUCGUGUCACUACAGCAAUAUAAAGUCUCUUAUCUGCUUUCUUCGUGGCUCAGAUGCUUCGGCGUCAAGUGCGAGUCGUAGCCUGUGAGCUUCUUCUUUUUUUUGUUUUUUUUUUCAGCUGUAGUCUCUUGUAGAUUGGGGUUAGGGGAUACUGUGGUUAAUAAUAUGCCUUUUUAUGUACUUUUUUGACACUUUAAACACUGUCAUAGUAUUUAGUCUGAAGAAAAACCCCCCAAAAUAAUCUGCAGAGAGCUCUGAGGGCUCAGCGGGGCCUCCCAGAGACAAACCUCUUUAUGGAUUCAUGGGGAAAACUACUGCUGACGAAUGACAGGUUGUAGGAAAAGAUGGUAAAACUCCUGUGUGGUAUAUUGAGUUUUUAGCAGCUCUGGAACAAUUACUACCUUCCUCAAAUGCCUGUUUUAAGUUAGAUUUGGUUGAUUGUUGUUGGCAUUGAGGCUGCAUCGAACUGAAUCUUUAACAACGCCACAAACUGCAGCCUCUGAACUAACAAAGGACACGGAUCAGAACCUCUUUGACUCAACACCAGCAUCGAUUAAAGUUUCACGGAAGUUGCGUUUCUCUACUGGAAUAUUUUAGUUUCGUAACCAUCGUGAAAACCUCAAAAUAUCAUCGCAUGAAAUGACAGCACAGAACUGUGCAGCGCUACGGGGCUGACUGGUUUCACGGCUGCCUGGAUCUUUAAGUGUGUUCCCUUCAGCUUAAAGCACCUGUGAUGAACACCGUACGCUAUCUUCCCAACACCAGUCGCACUGGAGAGCAUUCAGUAGCUAAAGAGCCAGUUAUUUCCAACGAGGUGGUGGAGACCAAAACAGAGCUUAAAGACGAAUGGAAUUCAUCAGGCGACAGCAAACGUAUUUAUUACGUCACCACAGCGUCGUCCUAGUUUGUGCUUCGGUUGUAUGAAUACUCGGAUCUCUAAAAGACUGUUUCGUGAUUACCUAAAGUAUUCCGAAUCUCCUGCAGUCAGUCACGGAGGCGCACACGCAUCACUUCAACUGUAAAUCAUGUACAUUUCCACUUUUUUUUACCAGGUUCGUUCUUUCAUUUAAACCAGCAGCAUGUGGCGCCUCGAUAAUGUGGAACAUUUUCAUAUUGUUGCCUCUUGGGAAACGAGUUUUGUAAAUAUCAAGAGGGAAACCGUCACCAUGGAUACAACAAAUGCUUUUUAAUAGGGAUGUCCGAUAUUGGCAUAAAAAUGUAAUAUCUGUCAAUAUCGUUAUUGUUUUUUUUUCGAUAAAGUAAUGCCUGGAUUUCGCCAGCGCGCAAAUGAUGAUAACGUCAAACUGCGUCAUGAAGUGGGCAGCAAGUGUGGCCGCAGUAACAAACAUAUGUCGGUAUCGGUUGAUAUCGGAAAUUGAGAGUUAGAGAAUAUCGGCAUAUCGAAUAUUGGCAAAAAAGCCAAUAUCGCACAUCUCUACUUUUCAAUGAUUUCAAGUCAAAUAAAAUCUACUCUUCAGCUGUUUAUCAGAUCCGUGCAGUAACUCACGUGAAAUGCGACACCCUAUUAACUAAAUGUUUUAUGUUCGGUUUUGAAGCAUAUCAACAACGGAGCAAUCUGACUAUGACGAUAUCCGACUAACCAACUAAAACUACUUCAGAAAGACACUAGCCGAUCACAUCAUUGAUUUAUUCUAAAACCUCCAUGUGUAGUCUGUAUUUCAGAGGGUUCACGUUCCAAAGUUCUGCACAUUUGUUGGAUGCGGUAACGUGAAGCUGCUGAACUUAACUGCAGCUGUCUCCAGAUCUUAAACAGAUCUUAACGGUUCAACUUUAAAGGGCCUUCAGUCACAUUCUAAGUGUUCACCAUUCAUCCAUCGCUACUGCUGCAGCCAACAUUUCCACACUCUAGUUUCUUCACGUCUUUCUUCGUGUCCUUCCUCAUGUUGCCAAAAGCAGAGCUUUGUGACGCAUCGCAGGACGGAGGCCUUGCUAGCAGGUGGACGAGAUGCAGCGAGUGCUUCUCCAGUUUCUGUGCACCGAGCGUGCCGGGAGAACGUUUAGAGAACGGUCGCUUUAGAUGCUGGCUCUCUGUCGUAAAGCUUUUCACUGGGAUGUAAAUGUCAAUGAGAGGAGAAAGGGGAGAAUACUUUGUAAAACUUGUAUAAUUAUUAUUUUUGUGUGUCUUUAAUGGAUCUUGAGACGAAAUUUUUACUUAACCGAUGUUUAUAGAUUUUUAUUUAUGGUGUCAAGGUACAAAGAUGUUGUACAGCGGUGCAGCUAUGCACAGUCUUGUCUGCUUAUGUUUAGUAAAUGCUAUUUUUAAAUGUUGGGGGGGAAAUAAAUGCAUUAUGGAAUCCUGAA
Messenger RNA from Stegastes partitus (bicolor damselfish), 5643 nucleotides. It is a transcript of the gene slc35e1, whose product is annotated as solute carrier family 35 member E1. The record is from RefSeq and is a predicted model, not a curated record. NCBI's taxonomy places the organism in Eukaryota, Metazoa, Chordata, Actinopteri, Pomacentridae. The transcript is spliced from 6 exons. The coding region runs from base 11 to 1150 and encodes 379 amino acids.